This is a messenger RNA of Cydia fagiglandana, 618 nucleotides long. RefSeq lists its product as uncharacterized. The record is from RefSeq and is a predicted model, not a curated record. The coding region runs from base 121 to 618 and encodes 165 amino acids. The transcript has 4 exons. NCBI's taxonomy places the organism in Eukaryota, Metazoa, Arthropoda, Insecta, Lepidoptera, Tortricidae.
AACAAAAGUAAUCAAAAGCUUAGAUAUUGUUGUUCAUAUCAGGCGAUCUGUUUUCGCAGUUGUAAGAAUAUUAGAGCCCUUCGAAGGCCAUCUUGUACCUAGUUCAUAGCGAAUGACGCUAUGGGGAGAACCAACAAAGCGGCGUAUAAAAAAAGACAAUGGUCAGGCGGAAAAAGAAAACGGCGUCAAGUUGAAGCUGCCCUACUACACCAUUAUGGCACCAAGUCAAGAACCGUGGCUUGGCGUAACCUAAAAGUGAAUAACACACUUACACCUGAGUCGUCAAAUGCCCAAGAGGUGAUAAAUAAUGAUUCAACCAGUGCUGACACAAGAAUCGACAAAAAACGAGACGCGACAUCCUCGACGACGGUAGACAAUCGUCGUCGAGUGCCGGACCCGACGCCUGCGCACCUCAAAUAUGGCACGUUCCGCAGACUCUCCAAACUCCAGCAAUGUCAAGAGGACAAGUUACUCAGCCCAAGAUGUGAGUCCCGGCCCAUCUACGUGGCGCGCUCCAGCGUGCCCAGAAGGUCUCCGUCGCCUAAGGACCCGCUGAAGAUUGAGAGAAAUAGUAUUAGUAAGUUGGGAAAAAUCGGGAGGGUUGGUCUUGAGAGCUGA